Molecule: messenger RNA, 2287 nt
Organism: Ictalurus furcatus (blue catfish)
Lineage: Eukaryota; Metazoa; Chordata; Actinopteri; Siluriformes; Ictaluridae
Exons: 3
Coding region: 638-1576 (312 amino acids)
Molecular function (GO): serine hydrolase activity
Source: RefSeq, a predicted model, not a curated record
ACAAUACAUACGAACUAAUUCUCUCUGCUAAUGUUAGGCUAUAAACGAACUACACCACGGUCACAUGACUUCAACAUCACCACCGCUACGCUUCCGACAACUCUUUCAAUCUUUAUUUAAAAACAACAACAACAACAACAACAAUACAAUCGGAAAAUACUACAACUUGAUAAAUCUACAAGGUGGAAAGUUGAGCUGCAAGAGCGUGAGUAUGAACACAACAAAACUGUAGUAGAAGUGUUUUCCUGUUCGGCGUGAUGACCUUUAAUGUCCCCGACAACCUCCGUAGUUCCAUUUAGCGACUUGUUAGCAACAAAUCUUUUUCAAGACACGUAAAAGCUUUUUUUUUUUAACCCCAGACCUUAUUUCAGGCAUUUAAUAAAAAAAAAACCAUUGACUUCGGGACGAUGGAUGUCCAGUACACAGGAAAAUGAAGUCGAGUUCACGAGAAAACAACCUUUUGUUAUGUCGAGAUCACGAGAAAACAACAGAAAAAAAAAAAUAAAAAAAUAAUAAUGCCUGGCCGCUUAGAGCUUCCGUAUUUGAAAGGCGUGGCUACGUACAUAGCGUAUACAUAGAGGCCAUAUCGGCCAAGGCACUUUUCCACUGUGACUCAUCCUUUCGGGUGAACUCCGACAUGCUCUCUGUACUGCUCAGAAGUUUCCAACCUUAUUAUAAAAAUGUCGUUUACCGUGGCUUACGUACAGCUGUAAACAAAUCCAGCGUGACCAGGUCUCCUAGUGUGAUGUCUCUUGGUGACGGGCCCUUGAAGGGCAUAACGAUUCAGCACCUCAGCAAGGGUAUCACAUUCUAUGUUAAUGAGAGUACGGUGAAACCUGUGGUCAAUGGUCAAGCCAAGCCGCUGCUUUUGAUGCUGCCAUGGCUUGGCUCGAGGCCUCAAGCUCAAGCCAAGUACUGCAAUAUCUACCUUAGAACAGGCUUUGAUGUGCUGGUGGUGGAGAGCAACGUGAGUAGUUUCCUGUGGCCUCGCUGGGGCCUGGAGCAAGGUGCACAAGUGCUGCAGCUGCUGGAGGGCGAGAGCUUCUCAAAGCGCCCCGUGGUGGUUCAUGCCUUCUCCAUCGGAGGAUACACAUUUGCUCAGCUGCUUGUUCACGUGGCCAAGGACACUCAGCGCUAUCAUGGCCUGAUCAACAGAGUUAGAGGGCAGAUCUACGAUAGUCUGGUUGUCGGCUCGCUGGAGCACAUGGCUAUAGGUGUGAGUAAGACCGUGUUCCCUCGUUUUGAGCGCCUGAUGAGAUGCACCAGCCUGCUUUACUUCCACGUGUUCAAACGGCAGACGGAGGACUACUUCAACAUGUGUAUUGACGUGUUCCGGAACACGCCUCUGACCUGUCCUGCGCUUUACUUCUUCUGCGGCAACGAUAUCCUGUGUGACCCGGAGGCCAUACAAAAGCUGCUGGAACACUGGAAGUUGCGGGGUAUUCCUAUGACGGUUAAGAAGUGGGAGGAGUCUGUCCAUGCCGGGCAUCUGCGCACCCAUCCUCAGGAGUACCUGUCAGUCCUAGAACAAUUCCUCUGUUCUCUCAACUUGGUAUCUCUAAAAGCUAAAAUGUGAAUUCCUUUUUCAAUAUUUCAUACCCCCCACCCCGCUUCAUGAAGCAGUGUUUCAAAAGCGGCCGUCAUCACACUCGCUCACUCACUCAUUCACUCGCACUCCUAGAGGCAAUUUACUCUAUCCAGUCCACCUACUGACGUGCUUUUUUGGAGGUAAGAGGAAACCGGAGAACUGGAGGAAACCCCCAGAGACAAUAACCCGAGCUCAGGAUCAAACCCCAGGUGCGACCCACAACCUGCAACACCACUGCUGUCCCAAAUCCAUAUUCCAAUAUGAUAAAAAAAAAACCCACCAAUGAUCUUAACGUGAAAUGAAAUGAACGCAAAAUCAAGCAAACUCCGCAAUAUUCGGAGGAGCUUGCAAUUUUUCAAAAACACAGCAGAUUUUCUGCAGAUCUGAGCCAGGACUUGUCAUGUGACGUCAUCAAUACGCAAAUUCAGUCAAAGUCCUUUUUGAGUCACGUGUGUCAAACAUGUACAGCUGAAAGGUUUAAUUUACCAACAAACAUCACUGCGAAGCAGUGUUGCGCAAUUGCAAUUUUGCCAAUUCCAAAAAAGCAUGUCAAUAACAGUGUGUUCCUCUCUUAUUUGUGUUGUGUUUAAAAAUUCAUUUAUAUGCCACUAAACCUAUACAAUAUUUUAUUAAUAAAUACUUUUAUUUGAUGGUUUUGGUUUCAAAUAAAAGCAGUCUAAUGUUUGCCAUAUUGCUGUU